Messenger RNA from Seminavis robusta, 570 nucleotides. The record is from the annotation of a GenBank genome assembly. NCBI's taxonomy places the organism in Eukaryota, Bacillariophyta, Bacillariophyceae, Naviculales, Naviculaceae.
AUGACCAACAACAACAACAACAAUGGUUGCAAACCAAACCACAAGGCCAUGGUCCUUGGCAUUGUAAUUGGUGCCUGCUACCAUGUCUUUUGCUUUGGCGCAGUGUUGGCGGCAGAUCAGAUGGAGAGUUCGACAACAAAAGUGGGGGCAGAGUUCUUGGUCGCAGCCAUUGCCGUUCCCUGUACCGUGAUGGUUUGUAUCUACAUCAUGUCCAAAUUGAGCAGCAGCAGCGGAUCGUCAAGUCAACAACAACAAGCCAACGAUAAUACUAAUUCUUCCUCCUUGGCACUAGAUUGGGCCGUCUUGAUUGGCUUUGUCAUUGCCAAUAUUGUACUGGGGACACUGGGUUGCAUCUACUUUACUGGAUUUUCCAACGUUUUCUCUUAUCGUGAGAUUAUCAAUAUUGCUAUCAAUGUUGCCAUUCUAAUUUUUUGUUGCUGUUGGCCAAAGGCAGAAGAGAAAAGUGAUAAUGAUGCAGCAGAAGAGCUCAGGCAACCACUUUUGACUGACGACCAGAAGAAGGAUACGAGUGAUCCUGUUCUCGUGGGUCAAUCCCUACCGGUACUCUAA